This is a messenger RNA of Laccaria bicolor S238N-H82, 914 nucleotides long. RefSeq lists its product as uncharacterized. Lineage: Eukaryota; Fungi; Basidiomycota; Agaricomycetes; Agaricales; Hydnangiaceae. The record is from RefSeq and is a predicted model, not a curated record. The transcript is spliced from 7 exons. Gene Ontology annotation, molecular function: metallopeptidase activity. Bases 1 to 882 code for a protein of 293 amino acids.
AUGCUCUCUUCCAUCCACGUCGUCUCGGGAUUGAUAUGCCUGCUUCCCCUCGUCCUGGGUGCAGUAUCUCAAGCGCAGGUUGAUGCAAACGCACCUAGCAGACAGUGCGGUUCAGAAAUUAGUUCCGAAAAAGCUGCAGAGUACGAGCACCGAUUCGACCUCGACAGGACUUCUCAGGUCCUCAUUGAAUCCGAAACCUCCGUGAACGCGCCGAUAAACGUGUGGUUCCAUGUAGUAGCCCAGAAUAAGAGCAUCGAGGGUGGUUGGGUUCCAAAGGAGCAGGUGAAUAGCCAGAUGAACGUCUUGAAUGCCGACUACGAACCUACGGGGUUGAAGUUCGUACUUGCGGGCGUUGAUUAUACGAUUAACCAAGAUUGGUUCAUGAAUGGAGGGCCGCAGACGACGCAACAAACCCAGAUGAAAGCGAAACUUCGGAUAGGUGGUGCGGCCGACUUGAACCUUUAUUCCGUCGACUUCUCCGGAGAUUGGAUGGGCCUCCUCGGAUACUCUACGUUCCCCGUCGCGUACAGCAACGCGCCAAAGGACGAUGGGGUGGUGGUACUGUAUACAUCUUUACCGGGUGGGACUACGCCGUCGUUUAACCUUGGACGGACGGUGACGCAUGAGGUUGGGCAUUGGGUUGGGUUGUAUCAUACAUUUCAGGGCGGCUGCGAGGCGCCUGGAGAUGGUGUCAGUGAUACGCCGUACGAGGGUACCCCGACCAGAGGGUGUCCUGCGACUAAAGAUACGUGCAGCCAAGCUGGGGUGGAUCCCAUUCAUAACUACAUGGACUACAGCGUCGACUCGUGCUUGAACCAAUUCACGAAUGGGCAGGCUGAGAGGAUGAAGAGCCAGAUUAGAACAUAUCGCGGGAUAUCUUAGAUGUACUUUUGUGAUAUAGACUAAUUACACCC